AUUUUUUUAGUGUUUAAAUUAAGAGAAAAAAAAAUUCAAAAAUCCUUCCUUUUCUCCUUCGAUUCCCCUUAUGAAGAGAUCGUAAAAUUUCCCAGGCUCAUCUUUCGUUUUUCUCUUUCUGUAAAUUUAUUUUAGGUUGAUUUUGAUUUUAUCGGUGGUGUUUGGGAUUAAUUAAAAUGGGGACUGAAGUUUUACGGCCUCAGGAUUGUUUGAUCGACCGAAUCCGCGUACCACCGAUGGCAUGUCCUCGCCGGAGAUACGGAAACGGUAGCUUUAUUCCCUGUAGUCAUUAUUGUAACCAUAACAAUAACAACGGAAACGGUAGAUUCAACCGGAAAUCCGCUCAGAGGAAGCGGGUAGGAUCGGAGCAGCCGAUUUCGAAGAAAUACAGCUCUGCCGAUGACCUGAAGACGGUGAGGAACAGUGUUACGAUGGACAAGGUUACGAUCUUGAGACGAGGUGAGUCGUUGGAUUCGAAGAUCAAGAGCAAAAGUUUGGUUGUUACGGGUACGGAUCGGUUAGGUCCGGAUCCGAAGAUGGUACCGAAAGAGAUCAGAAUAGUGGAUAUCAAGUCUUCUGUGAUGGGAAAAUCAGACGUGUAUGCCGGAUCUGCUUUCUUCGUUUCUCCGGCGCCGAGUUCUCUUCCUUUGCCUUCUUUCUCGAAGAAGAAAGAGGUUCCGGUUGAUGAUUCAGCUACCAGGGAUCUACGGCGGUUGCUCCGGUUGGAUCUCUGAGAUCAGAGGCCUUACCCGAAUUAGAUUUGAAUCCGAAUAAGCCUUCGCCUCUUUCUCUCUUAUUUCUCUCCUGGCCAUCUCGCCUCUGUUUAGCUAUCCCCGAAAUUUUCAAGAUCCGAGACCCUCCGUGAUAUUUUUUCAAGAUGUUGGACGGAUUUGAAAAUAUGGGAAAAUAUUAGAGGCGAUUGGGUAACAUUUCAACAUAUAUCAGGCCACGCGUUAAAAGAGUACGGGGCUUUGUUUUAUAUAAAUGAAAAUGAAGGGUGGACUUAUGUAAUAUUAGGGGAAUAGUGGGCGUGGGUUGAGUUUUUAAAUGUUGGGAUGUAAAAAAUGCUUUUUUCUGCUCCGCUGUGA
Messenger RNA from Hibiscus syriacus, 1088 nucleotides. RefSeq lists its product as uncharacterized. The coding region runs from base 177 to 734 and encodes 185 amino acids. NCBI's taxonomy places the organism in Eukaryota, Viridiplantae, Streptophyta, Magnoliopsida, Malvales, Malvaceae. The transcript has a single exon. The record is from RefSeq and is a predicted model, not a curated record.